Molecule: messenger RNA, 523 nt
Organism: Cuscuta epithymum
Lineage: Eukaryota; Viridiplantae; Streptophyta; Magnoliopsida; Solanales; Convolvulaceae
Source: the annotation of a GenBank genome assembly
UUUAAUAAUAUUCAGAUUAGUAGCUAUUGUAGCUCCAUUCUUCCUUGCAAGGACCUGGUAGUUACUGACAAUAUUUGUCCAUUCUCAACAUGAGACUCAAAUCUAAGAAGACUCUCUUAAUUAUUUUGAUCGCAUAUUGGAGUGGAAAAGAUGUGCGUGGCAGUGACCCUGAUUGUAAAUUUGCAACAUCUCUUGAUAGUGAUCCUGAUUGUGAAUCUGCGAUGUCUCUUGACAGUGACCCUGGUUAUGAAUCUACAACAUUUCAUGACAGUGACGCCGAGGAUUCAAGAUGGAGGUCUGAACUUGGCGAAGAAUUUAUGAUUGAUGAACUUCUUGAUGUUCAUACCAUCAAGUCUUUGGCUGAUAAAGCAAUAAAAGAUGAGUCAGUUGUUCAGCAUUUAGAAGCACUUCUUGAAACCCUUUACGAUAAUUCACAACAUACCUUAAGUAAUCGUGCAGUGGAACAUUUUGACAAAGUGAAAAGUAUUUGGGGAAACCGUGACCUCAUUAGAAUCCUUCUGAA